This is a messenger RNA of Sphaerodactylus townsendi, 3185 nucleotides long. RefSeq names its product carbohydrate sulfotransferase 13 (gene CHST13). Gene Ontology annotation, cellular component: membrane. The transcript has 3 exons. Gene Ontology annotation, biological process: carbohydrate biosynthetic process; proteoglycan biosynthetic process. The coding region runs from base 420 to 1442 and encodes 340 amino acids. The record is from RefSeq and is a predicted model, not a curated record. Gene Ontology annotation, molecular function: sulfotransferase activity. NCBI's taxonomy places the organism in Eukaryota, Metazoa, Chordata, Lepidosauria, Squamata, Sphaerodactylidae.
ACGGAGGGGUGGAGACCCUCCAACCAUUCUUCCUGAACGGGUCGUGCAACAAGCUGCUGCUCGGCGCACUCUGUCUGAUGGUCUUACCAGCCUUAGCAGAAGCAGCCGAGGGGGGAGCGGCACAAGGAGGGCCCUAAGGGGCCGCCCUGACAGGGGUGCCUGCUCCUUCCUUCCCCCCUCCGCCUGCUCUUGGUAGGGCCCUACCCUGUUCGGCGCGUUCCCUUGGCCCUGAGGGAUCCUUCGCUGCGCCCGUGCAGUUCAUACUUCUGGUUGAGAGCGAGCGGAGCUUGGGCUGUGACUGAGAGCAGCCGCAGCAGCGCCGGGGCAAACCGGGCCAUGGGUAGCUGCGGCGAUUCCUCGGCCGCUUCCCCUGACUUGCACGCCCUGCUGGCCUCGGGAGAUGCCUUGUAGGAAAGAGGAUGAGAAAAAGCAGGGUCUGCCGGAUGGUCCUGGCCACUUGUCUGGGCUCUUUGCUCCUGGUGAUCUUCUACUUCCAGAGCAGCCUAAACCCAGCUGCAGAGGACAGAAUUCUGAAAACCAGCUGGCGUGACAAGUCCGGUAGAAGUCCUCUUCAGACUCUUUAUGAUAUCGACAGGUUUGAGCUGUCUUCCCUGCAAGCUACUCACCAACAGAGGCGAGACGUUUUAAGUACAGUGUGUAAUCGCUACACCCGCAAGCGUCGCCUUCUGACUUCUGAUGACUUGCGGCACUUGGUGGUUGACGAUGUUCACAGCCUUCUCUACUGCUAUGUCCCCAAGGUGGCCUGCACUAACUGGAAACGAGUCAUGAUGGUCUUGACAGGGAACGGCAAGUACCAAGACCCUUUGGACAUCCCAGCCAGUGAGGCUCAUGUAUCAUCCAACCUUCGCACCCUCUCUGAAUACAGCAUUCCUGAGAUCAACUACCGCUUGCGUAACUACCUCAAGUUCAUCUUUGUUCGGGAACCUUUUGAACGGCUGGUCUCGGCCUAUCGCAACAAAUUCACUCGUAGCUACAACACGGCAUUCCACAAGCGGUAUGGGACCAAGAUCAUUCAGCGGCAUCGGCAAGACCCUAGUGAAGAGGCCGUGGAGCGUGGCCAUGAUGUACGUUUUGAGGAGUUUGUGUACUACUUGCUGGAUCCGCAGACGCAGCAUGAGGAACCUUUCAAUGAGCACUGGGAACGGGUAUACUCCCUUUGUCACCCCUGCAUCAUCCAUUAUGAUGUGAUAGGCAAGUAUGAGACAUUGGCCGAGGAUGCCAACUACAUCCUGCAACUGGUUGGGGCUGACGCAGGCGUCAAAUUCCCAUCCUCUUCCAAGACCACCAGGACCAAUGAUGACAUGACAGCUAAGUUCUUCCGGAACAUUAGCCCCUUUUACCAAAGGAGACUAUUUAAUUUAUACAAAAUGGAUUAUUUGCUCUUCAAUUACUCCAUUCCUUCUUAUUUGCGCAUCCGGUGAGGCUGGUGACCGGAGACCCUGUCCCUCACUCUCCAUUUUGGACUUCUUCUGUCAGCCAAAGAGCAAAAAAAGGAAUUGCUUAUCCAUUCCGGCUGUAGGGGUUAUGGGUAAUAUAGCAUGAUUCCAGUCUGUUAACACUGCAGCCACAGUUCUGUCUCUUUCACUCUGUUUCCCAAGUACAUUAAAUUACUAUUGUUUAAUUGUACUUCCUUCUGUCUCUCAACCAAAGGAAGUUGUUUCCAGAACAUACUGGAAUUGUGGCCUUUUGUGAGGAGGAUGGGUGGGUGGAGUCUGUCAGGAACAAUCUGAAAAGCAACAAAGAUGUAUUUUAAAUGUGUUUAAAACUGCCCCAAAUCUUUAUCUUGUACUUUGAAGAAGUCGGAAUGUGACCCACAAGAAGCGUCCUAGUGUGAACAAUAUCAUAGUAUGAACAAGAUUUUUCUGUGAAAUAAAGCGUAUUUCCACCCCCUUCCACUUUCUCUCAGCUGGCAUGUGAUAGAACUGGGCACCUCUUGGGGCUUAUUUUCCUGCAAACUCCAUUGUCAUGACUCGAAAUUCCAGUGGAGCACUGCUUAGUAGGUCGCCCUCUUGGCAUCUGUGUGUCCGUGUGCUUGUGUGGGAAGCACUCAGCCACUCGGUAUCUUUGGGUCCCGCCAGUCUCCAACCCUACAGAUGGCAUUUCUGUUCUUUGUGCAAGAGGCAUGGUAGGCACAGGGCACAUUUCACAGACCCAACAUGUCUCUUGUUUCUGAAAAUUUGCACUGGCAACUCACCAUUUGUUUCCUUUCUCUUGUAUCACCUCUAGAGGAUGAAAACCAAAUAUCUCCAUGGUGGCAGCCACCAUCACUUGUUUUCCUUGAAAUCUCUGUGUUCUUUGUCAUUAUUUCCUUCAGUUGGAGAUAGACUUCCUCUAGAUUCUAUUUAUGCCAACUACGCUUAGAAAGAGCCAGGUGAUGAGCCCUUGUCUGGAAGGAAGGGAUAGUGAACCUAGGAAAGAGUAGGUUCUUUUGGCAUCCUUACGGCAGCCAGCAGAGGACGGGUCCAGCACUUCGAACAGGGCUGUCUUGCUUUGUCUUUGCCCAACACUAGAAUGAUCUUCUCUUCUGUUAAACUUGGAUUACUGCCUUGUGGUAGAGCAUUGCCAAAUAAUAAUAGCCAAGCUGGAUCAGACCAGAGGGCCAUCUAGUUUGGCAUCCUUUUUCACACAGCAGCCAACCAGUGGCCCCAGAGGGCCAACAACCAGGCCAGGGAGACCAAGGCCUUCCCCUGAUGUAGCCUCCUAGCACUGGGCUUCAGAGGUUUAUUGCCUCUGAAUAUGGAGGUUCCCUUUACCAGCCCUGGUUAAUAGGCAUUGACUGAUCUAUCUGCCAUACAUCUGUCUAAUCUCCUUUUAAAACCAGCCGUUGCUUCUCACCCAGAGAAGCUAUCUUCUCACGUAUAGGUCAAAUCUGUACCAGGCAUUUCAGUUCAUUUCUUGGGCAGCACUUUGGAGUCCUGGGGAAGAGAAUGCACUCUAGAAAUGGGAAAACAGGACCCCUUAUCCUGGGAUUUGUGGGAUUUGGAAGCACAGCCGAGUGUGUGAAAGUGGACACAGAGCCUGUGUGGCACAAGACAGCCUUGUUGGCGAGCUCUUUCCAGGCUGCUGAGCUUUGUAGCAAUUGUACUUGAAGCAUCAGUCUUGAAACUGUAAAUUUGAAUUGGUCCAACUGGACAGUUGUGCUUAAAUAAAGCCUGUCUUUCUCA